Molecule: messenger RNA, 615 nt
Organism: Melopsittacus undulatus (budgerigar)
Lineage: Eukaryota; Metazoa; Chordata; Aves; Psittaciformes; Psittaculidae
Gene: DNAJB8
Product: DnaJ heat shock protein family (Hsp40) member B8
Exons: 1
Coding region: 1-615 (204 amino acids)
Molecular function (GO): Hsp70 protein binding
Source: RefSeq, a predicted model, not a curated record
AUGGUGGAUUAUUACAAAGUCCUGGGACUGAAAAAUAGUGCCUCACAGGAUGAUGUUAAGAAAUCCUACCACGAACUGGCACGAAAAUGGCAUCCUGAUAAGAAUCCCAACAACAGGGAGGAAGCUGAAGAGAAAUUCAAAGCUGUCGCUGAGGCAUACAAGGUUCUGUCUAACCCUCAGAAACGAUCGCUCUAUGAUGAGUCUGUUAAGGAGAGCAGAUCCCCCAGAGCAAGAGGUACCACAGCCUUUGGAGGGCUGAAUCCCUUUGCACAUGAUUUCUGGGACCCCUUUGAUAACCUGAGAUACAACGAAGAAAAUGGGCAUGGGGAAAAUGGAAGAGGAAGAAUGUCCAACCUGUUUUCUGAUUUUAUGGAGUCAUUUAUGCAACUGAAUCCAUUCAGCACCAGCAAGCAGCCCAAAUCCACCUUUGCUGAGGACAGAGCUCGGCCACAUGAUAUUAGAUCAGUGUUAACCAUUACUAAAGUGAUCAAUGGCAAAAGGAUCACCACUCGGAGAAUCAUCGAGCAUGGGCAGGAGAGAAUAGAAGUGGAAGAAGAUGGGAAGCUGAAGUCUGUGACCACCAGAAAUUGUAAUGGCACCCUGCACAAGCAUUAG